AUGGACAUGAGUACAUUUACCGAUUACGUUACCAAGACAGUUCAACAGGUAUACGACAAAGGAAGAGGUGUGUUAGAACAUUAUGGCAUUGUUGAAAAGCCUGUUCAGCCAAACACUCACGAUCCAAUUCGUAAUUUCAUUGGCAAUCAUCCAUAUAUUACUACAAGUAUUGUAUCACUUGCUGUGAGCUCCUCUGUCAAGUUUAUACUUCGUCAAUUGAGAAAGAGAGUAUCUCCUCAUACAGUUCUUGAAAUUGAUUUGGAGGAUUUAGAAUUUACAGCACAACCUGUGACUCCAUCCCUCGCAGCAUUGUUCUCUCAAGGAAAAACAAAGAUGCAUUACUUGACAUUUGUGGAUGUAUUGAAGGUUGCUAAACAGAAUCCAAAUAUUGUUGGUCUUGUUGUCUAUUUCCAAGGAUCAUCACACAAUCCAUUUUCUGGAUUAGCACUUGCUCAUUUGAGCGAAAUGAGAAAGGCCUUGUUUGAUUUCAAACAACACAAAACAACUAUUGCCCAUACACAUUUCUUCAGCAAUACUGUAAAUUAUUACUUUGCAUCUGCUUGUGAAAAGAUUUAUAUUGGAGAUCAAGGACUUACAGUUUUGAAUGGAUUCCAACUUCGUAAUUUCUUUUUGAAACAACUUUUGGAUAAGGCUGAAAUUGAACCAUAUGUUGUGAAGAGAGCAGAAUACAAAUUAGCUAUGAAUACAUUCACAGAAUCCAAAUAUUCUGAGCAACACAAGGAGCAAGUUGAAACUUUGGCUAAGGACCUUUUUGACACAAUUAUUAAGGACAUCUCAGAAACAAGAGAAAAGAACGCUACUUCAGUUCGUGAAUGGUUUGAUAUUGGUGUUUUUGGAGCAUCUGCUGCUGUUGAGCACAAAGUGGUAGAUGGUGUGAAGCAUCGAGAUGAAAUGCUUUCAGUAAUGGCUGACAGUUUGAAUGUCGAUUCAAAGAAGAUUAACCUUCUCUACAUUCAAAAGUAUCUUCAACAAAAGUUAGAAGGGAAUCCUCUUGACUAUCUCAACCCAAAGAAAAAGUCUGACAAUCUUGUCGCAAUCAUCUAUGCCAGUGGAGCAAUUGUAAGAGGAAGACCACAAAACCCACAAGAUACGAACAUGAACAGUGACGUAUUGAUUGACGCCAUCUAUAAGGCAAGAAAGAAUACUGAAGUGAAGGUCAUUCUGUUGAGGGUUGACUCACCAGGUGGAGAAGUGUUUGCUAGUGAGCACAUUAGAAGAGAGUUAGAGCUUGCAAAGACAGAAGAUAAAAAGAAGAUUGUUGUCAGCAUGGGAGGUGUAGCUGCCAGUGGAGGCUAUUGGAUUUCCUCAGUUGCUGAUAAAAUUGUAGCUCAUCCUUUUACUAUCACUGGAUCUAUUGGAGUGAUUAUGGGCAAGUUCUUCCUUGGAGACUUCUUUGCUAAUAAGCUCGGAAUUACCAAUGAUGCCAUUUCAACAAACAAGAAUUCGUCUGUCUUUUCGUAUUUCGAUCGUGUCACAGAGCAACAAACAGAAUUAUUUAACAAUGUUAUUGACGAAUUUUAUGAUUCCUUUAUUGAAAAGGUCAGUCAAGCAAGAAAUAUCAGCAAGGACGAUUUGAAGAAUAAGAUUGCCAAGGGUAAAGUUUACUUUGGUCAAGCUGCCAAAGAAGUAAACUUGGUUGACCAGGUUGGUGAUUUUUAUGACGCCGUCAAAGUAGCUAAGGAAGUUGCUGGCAUGCAGAACGAACCACACCUUUGUGUUUUCUAUCCAAAGAAGAAGUCUUUGUCUGAGGCAUUGCUGUCAUCCCAAGCACCAACAAACAGCAGAGAUCGUGCUUUCAAAUCUGGCGUCUCAGUUUUUGAGCCAUUCUACGCCAUGCUUCAGUCUUUGAGCGGAUUAUUUAAGGUUUCAAGUUUCUUUGCAAAACACAGCUCAAUGGUUGACAAGUAUGUUCAAUUUGCUGAGAAAGCCAUUCAAGCUAACAAUGGGGAAGCCAAAGCUGAAUUAGAAACAACCAUCGAAUUCUAA
Messenger RNA from Naegleria fowleri, 2007 nucleotides. RefSeq lists its product as uncharacterized. The transcript has 3 exons. Gene Ontology annotation, cellular component: membrane. The record is from RefSeq and is a predicted model, not a curated record. Bases 1 to 2007 code for a protein of 668 amino acids. Gene Ontology annotation, molecular function: peptidase activity. Lineage: Eukaryota; Heterolobosea; Eutetramitea; Acrasida; Naegleriidae.